GCGAGAAAGCAUAAAGUAAGCAGGUAAAAAUCAAAUCCAAGACACACUACAGAGAGCGUGAAUGAGAUGUCUUUUAUAUACGAAAAGAGCGUACACAUAGCCAACACUCUCAUCAAUAAAGCUAGCCUAUAUUAGUAGAUACCCAACCCAACGCCACAUAUCUCCUCCCACUCUUAUCUCCUCUGCAAUCUGAAAGCGGCAAGAAUGUCAGAGAAAGUGUGCAGCCACCACAAGAGCAAGAGGCGGAGGGUCCUCCGCAGGUGCUGCGCGGGCCUCCUCAUCUUCAACUUCAUCCUCCUCCUUGUGAUCCUCCUGAUCUGGGCUAUCCUCCAGCCCAAGAAGCCCCGCUUCAUCCUCCAGGACGCCACCAUCUUCGCCCUCAACGUCUCCGCCGCCAACGUCAUCUCCACCACCGUCCAGAUCACCAUCUACUCCCGCAACCCCAACUCCAAGAUCGGCGUCUACUACGACAAACUCGACUCCUUCGCCACCUACCACAACCAGCAGAUCACCUACUACACCGUCAUCCCCCCCGUCUACCAGGGCCACAAAGACGUCAACGUCUGGUCCCCCUUUCUCUACGGCAAUGACGUCCCCGUCGCCCCCUACAACGGCCUCGCCCUCGCCCAGGACCAGUCUAACGGCGCCAUCAAAAUGACCAUCAAAAUUGACGGCCGCGUUAAGUGGAAGGUCGGAUCCUUCAUCUCCGGCCGUUAUCACCUCCACGUCUCCUGCCCCGCCUACAUCCCCCUCGGCAACGCCAAAGCUAACGGAAUCAUCGUCGGCACCGCCGUUAAGUAUCAGCUCUCGCAGAGCUGUAGUGUAAGUGUGUGACCACCAUCCAUUUUAUAUACUUCCAUCAAUCAAUAAUUAAUGCUUGCUCUGAGGGAGGAGAAGAAACACAGAUUGAUUGAUGAAAUUAAGACAGAGCCUGUAUUUAAUUAUAUAUCGAAAAUUAAUUAAUAGGGGCGAUUUACCGUUAAUUUGGCAAGUAAUUAGUUGAGUUUCUCCUUCAAUUUUUAUGUUUCAGUUGUUUUUUCAGUUGCCUUUGUUUACAGAGGAGCAGAAAAUUGUACAUUUUGCCCGUGAAUAAAUUACAGUGAACUU
Messenger RNA from Salvia miltiorrhiza (redroot sage), 1107 nucleotides. RefSeq names its product NDR1/HIN1-like protein 1. Gene Ontology annotation, biological process: defense response to other organism. The transcript has a single exon. NCBI's taxonomy places the organism in Eukaryota, Viridiplantae, Streptophyta, Magnoliopsida, Lamiales, Lamiaceae. The record is from RefSeq and is a predicted model, not a curated record. Bases 205 to 834 code for a protein of 209 amino acids.